Molecule: messenger RNA, 660 nt
Organism: Brettanomyces nanus
Lineage: Eukaryota; Fungi; Ascomycota; Pichiomycetes; Pichiales; Pichiaceae
Gene: CPR2
Product: Peptidyl-prolyl cis-trans isomerase B
Exons: 1
Coding region: 1-660 (219 amino acids)
Biological process (GO): protein folding; protein peptidyl-prolyl isomerization
Cellular component (GO): endoplasmic reticulum; fungal-type vacuole
Molecular function (GO): peptidyl-prolyl cis-trans isomerase activity
Source: RefSeq, a predicted model, not a curated record
AUGAAACUCAUCAUCAAUAGUAUUGUGGCAUUGCUCACUUUGUUGUUUGUCUUUGCCAGACAAAGUAUUGCAGAAUCGUCGGAAUCUGGCGAAUCAUCGGAAUUGGCUGAGUUGCCUGAAGUGACACAUAAAGUGUAUUUCGAUAUAGUUGAAGGAGAAGGAAAAGAUGCAGAAAAGCUCGGAAGAAUUGUUUUCGGAUUAUUUGGAGGAGUUGUUCCGAAGACAGUUGAGAACUUCUACCAAUUGUGUGUUUCUGAAGACGGUGACUUGAGUUAUAAAGGUUCGAAGUUUCACCGAGUGAUCAAAAACUUUAUGAUUCAAGGUGGAGAUUUUACCAAAGGAGAUGGAACCGGUGGAAAAUCUAUUUAUGGAAACAAGUUCCCGGACGAGAACUUUAAAGUGAAGUUGGACCGGUCUGGUUUAUUGGCUAUGGCCAAUGCUGGUCCUGAUUCCAACGGAUCACAAUUUUUCAUUACCACUGUUCCAACUGCUUGGCUUACAGGAAGACAUGUUGGAUUUGGAAGGGUUUUAGAGGGUUAUGAUAUUGUUGAAAAGAUUGAGAAUAGUAAGACUGGAUUUAUGGACAAGCCCAAGAAGCCUGUUAUUAUUGCCGAUUGUGGAGCCAUUGAGGAAGAGGUUCCCUCUAAGGAUGAAUUAUAG